Xiphias gladius (swordfish) is the source of this 1838-nucleotide messenger RNA. It is a transcript of the gene slc25a43, whose product is annotated as solute carrier family 25 member 43. The transcript has 5 exons. Lineage: Eukaryota; Metazoa; Chordata; Actinopteri; Istiophoriformes; Xiphiidae. Bases 183 to 1217 code for a protein of 344 amino acids. Gene Ontology annotation, biological process: transmembrane transport. The record is from RefSeq and is a predicted model, not a curated record.
GCGUCCCUUCAGCUCACCUCCAGCACCGGUCCGUGUGACGUGAGUCUACCCGCAUAGCACCGCCGGUCAGGACGGGAGACGGAUGCCUCCUCGCGCUCUAUAUUUAGAUGUGAAGCCUGGACAAACAAGAAAACUGAAACAAUCGCAGGAAUCGGAAACAAAUAACGAGAGGCCAGGCAGCCAUGGCCUCGGUUAAAACCGACAACAGACUGACCGGUUCUCAAAGCUUCGCGUGCGUCGGUUUCGCCGGGUUUUUCAGCAAAACCGUAACGUCGCCUCUGGAGGUGGUAAAACUUAAGAGCCAAGUGGGCACUUUCCACUGUAAGAGGGGUUUCUGGCAGAGCUUCCUGCUCAUCUACCAGAAUGAGGGACUUCGAGGAUUUUGGAAGGGAAAUCUCGCCUCUUGUCUCCGGUUGUUCCCUUACACCGCGGUUCAUCUCACAACAUACAAAAAGAUAGUCCACCUUCACAUGGAUGAACUGGGCUUCAUCUCCCAGUGGAGGGCCAUAUUUGCCGGUGGACUGGCUGGCGUCGCUGCUGCUCUGGCCACGUACCCACUGGAGGUGGUGGAGACCAGGCUCAUCGCUCAGAACUGCAGACUGCCCACGUACAUCGGCGUAGUUCACACUCUCUCAAAGAUCUACAGGAGUGAGGGGCUUCUAGCCCUCUACAGGGGCUUUUCCCUCACUGUCUUAGGUGCAUUUCCCUUUUCUAUCGGAUGCUAUGCAGUCUACAUGAACGUGGACAAGCUCUGGCAGGAGCCUCCUUUUCGCUUCACUCCUCUCCAGAACUUCAUUAGUGGCUGUAUUGCAGCAGGAGUGUCUCAAACCCUCUCGUACCCUUUUGAAACAGUAAAAAGGAAGAUGCAGGCGCAGAGUGCCCGUCUUCCCCAUUUUGGUGGAGUUGACGUCCAUUUCACUGGGAUUAUUGACUGUUUCAUACAGGUUGUUAGAAACAAAGGCGUCCUCUCAUUGUGGAAUGGCCUCACCGCCAACACAAUAAAGAUCGUCCCCUGCUUUGGCCUUCUUUAUACCUGCUUUGAGAUGUGUAAGCAAGUCUGCCUGUACCGCAAUGGGUACAUCGUCUCGCCUCUGAGCUACAAGCUUGCACCGGGGGUCGACCAGAGCCUCGGGCCGUACGAGCUGGAAGAGGUGAAGCGCUACUUGAGAAACAGAAACUUUGGCUCGGGGGAGUCGUCUUUAGGAAACCGUUGGUGAAGCUUCACACGAGAAGAUGUCUUGUGAAAAAAUAUUGACUGCUGGUCGCACUUGACCGUCAAAAUUUGUUAUUUGUCGGACUGAAAUACUUCAAAGGCCUGUGUCUGUAAUAAUUACAGAACAACGUGUUUCAGGUUUCAUGUCUACAUAAAAGCAAAUAACGUGCAUUUUACAGUACUGUGUGUGAUGUCAGCAACGGUCUACCUCUUUCAAAACAUUGUUAUUUUAUUUGACAGUAGUAUUUGUCAAUGAAUUGUUCACUCACCCAUUAUGUAUUUCCAUGAUUUUAUUUAACCAAAUAUCAUGUGCCUUGUGAGUUAACUAUUUAUUUGGUGCUUAUUUUAAUUAUUGUUUUAACAACAUCAAAUAGUGCCAUAGUUUAUUCACAUAGGUUACAGAUGGUCUUUUACUCUGUAAAUUCAAAUUUGAGAAUUAUGAUCAUAUGCUAUUGUUGUAUAAUAGGCUGCUUGGGUGAUAGAUUAUAUUUUUAUUGUACAGUGAAUGUAAAGUUUUGAUAAGUGUGAGUAGGUUGUGGACAAUCAAGUACAAGUGCUGACGAGGAUUGUGAUGGAAGAGAUGUGCUCAGAACAUUAAAAAUGUCCUUGUCACUGACACAUUGUU